UAAACCUCCACAGAAGCAAAAUGGCCGUCAGUAAACUGAGCGAUCCAGCAGCGAAUGACAGUCAGCGAGGGGUUGUGCAUGUUUUGUUUACAGCUUGAGAACUACACUUCUUCAGAAACGGAUGUUCGCCUUUCUGCGUCUUUUUUAUACAUUUCCCUUUUCGGUGAUGUCAUUUCUUAUUCAAUUUAGCCUUGAAAGCCUCGAAGAACUAGCUCGCUAGGCUAGCUCUCUUGCUAGCAGUAGGUCUGCAAGAAUUUUUGCACAGAAGCACUUUAUGUCUUAUGUGAUUUCCGAGACAGGAGAAUCAGGAAAGGGAAGAAUAGUUCAUGGAAGACAAGAAAAAGAAGAAAGAAGAUAAAAAGAAAAGGGAAACCUCUCAGAAGGUGCCAGAACAGAAAAUCAAAGUGCCAGAGCCAGCCAAGCCCUCUACUCAGUCACUUGCCACCCCUGGCUCAGUGUCCCCCAGCCCUGGCCCUGUUUGCCCCUCAUCCCCUUGUCCUGUUGCAGCUGGGGUUUCUGCACAGGUUCCUCCUGGUGGUGGGAACAAUGCAAAGCAGCAGACUGCUGUGGCCAACGGACAGCCCUCCACCUCCCCUGCUGGAAGCCAGACAUCCCAGCAGCAGCGUUACAUGUCCAGGGAGGUACCUCCGAGAUUUCGCUGUCAGCAGGACCACAAAGUGCUACUGAAGAGGGGCCAACCACCACUGUCCUCUAUGCUGCUGGGGGGAGGUGGAGGGGAAGAAGGUGGAGGAGGCAACAGUUGGGUUGUCGCCCCAUCUCUGUCAUCACAGGGAGCAGAUAACCCCAGUGCAAACACAACUGGAGCCACAGAUUUCAGUCUAGGUUCGUCUUCCCUUUCACCUCCCCAGUCGUCCUCAUCAUCAUUAUGUGUUGCCACUUUGUCAUCAUCAUCUACUAGUACUUCAACUUAUGCAAAUUCCACAUGGAGGGCAGGCUCUGGCAGCCAGUCCUCUUCUCAGGGCUGUGAAAAGGUGAUUGUGGAUGGGACUGACCUGGAGGAUUGGCCUAGCAUCCUAGGUGGGGCCAAAUUGGUUUCUCAUGGGGUUGGUGGAGAAGGACAGGAUCAAGACUGCCCCAGUAACAACAGCGCUAGUGCCUCUUGGAAUGAGAGAAGCAUCAAGUAUAAGGGAGGAACAUCAUGCAGCUUGGACAAUCCUUCCCCACCUCGCUCUUCUCCUGUUUCGUCUUCAUCCUCACUUAAUGAAUGUGUCCAGUCAAGUGGUGUUUCGUGGGGCUCCUCUACCUCUUCUCAGGUGGAGGCAGGGCUGGGAUCAGCAGCAUUUUAUAAUUCCAAAGUCUCUCAUGUUCCUGGCUCUCAGGAAUACCCUGUGGGUGGCAGCAGUAUCCCUGGUGCCAAUUUCAACCCUAACAUGAACCCUUCUGCCUGGCCUGCCUUGGUUCAAGGUGGGACAUCAACCACUGAAGCACUUCCUCUAUACACAUCCAAUACUUCAGCUUCCACAUUGUCUGUCAGUACCACCGUCAUUACCACUCACUCUGCUGGCCUCCAUCAGCAGCACUCUGAGACAGCUGGGGUAAACAGGGGUGGGGAGCAGCAGCAGCACUUGGGAAACCUAGGGCCUGAGUUGAGUUCAGAUGCAGGAGCACAAGAAGCAGGACCAAAUCAAGAAGGCGGUAAUAAUGGGGAGUGUGGCAGUGGUAACAUUGAAGGAGAAGGAAGCAGUAAUCUUUCCAGCUGUUCGUCUUCCUCCUUAGCGGCCUCUUCCUCAUGGCGAUCAAGGCCUCCAACAUCCUCUGACCUCAGUGCAGGUGCCUCACAGAAAGAUGGUUGGGUUGGAGCAGGUGCUGGAGCUCAGGAGCAGGAAGGGAAUGUGUGGAGCUUUGGUAACCAGGGUGAUAAAGCAGAAUGGGGUCCGGGAAAUGAUGAUAGCUGCAAUACCCCAGUAGUAUCUCAGGGAGUGUGGGAGGGAAGUAGUUCUGAACCAGGGUGGGGUGAUACGGCAGGAGGAGGUAGUUCAAGUAACUUAGCAAUAGAAAGUGAAAGAGGACAAGAGGUAAGCAGCAGCAGUAGUGGAGGCAAUGUAGUUAGUGGUAGUGGAGUUUUACAAGACUCUUCUACACCAACCUUUGCAGCUAUGACUAAAGCUUGGGACAAUCAGAAAGGGAUGGGAAGUGGGGAUGGAGCAUUUGGGGAAUGGAGCGAAGGGGGGCAGAGUGGAGGUACUGGUGGAGAAGAACAUUCAACAUCUAGUGGAGGGGGGUCCACUGUGGGAAGUGGUGGAGAAGGUAGUGUCAGUGGACAGGUGCAGGAGAAUGCCUCAUCUGCCCGUAACCGCUCCAAAAACACCUCCAAUGCUGAAGUGGCCUUACUUAGUAUACUCAGUCGAUCUGACCUGGACCCCAGGGUUCUGUCCAACACAGGCUGGGGGCAAACACAGGUUCGACAGAAUGUGGCCUGGGACUUGGACAACACAACAGGAGUAGGAAACAGAAAUGAAAAAAGCACGUCAUCAUCUUCACAAUUUUCAUCUGCGACCAUGAACACUACAACUAGCCGUAAUACUGGGUAUCCAGCUAACACAAGUUCAAUUAGUCACAAUUCAUCUGCUAACAAUUACAUGCCUGGCUUGAACUCUGGCCCUACAUCAGCGAGAGAGGGGUGGAAUGGUGGUCCAGUGCAGUCCAACUGUGGUCCUCAAGGGCCCAGUAUUACAGCAAGGAAGUCUGAAACUUCAGAAGAAGAUAUGGUGAGUAACCAGAGAAAGCUGGUGGGAGGCUGGGGUGAUAUUCCACCUGAAAGCCAGAGCAAACGAUGGGGUACCGAAGAACAAAAUUGGGGGGAUCAUGGAGGACAAGCUGGAAACUGGCAAGACUUUGGAGAAAAGGGUAGUGCUUGGGUAGAGGGUGAAGAAGAUAAAAAGACAGGGGGAUGGAAAGGUACUGUAACAGGGGAGCCUAGCUGGAAAGCACAGUGUGGUGGAGGAGAAUGGGGACAAAGAGACUCCAUAUCUGGAAGUGGGUGGGGAGAGGGCCGAAUUAGGGGUGGAAGCAACUCUGAUGAGGGCUCUUCCUGGGGUAAUUUGGAUGAAGGGGGUUCUCAGAGAGUAGGUUGGGGAGGGGGUGACGUGGGUGGAGGCAAAUCCCCCGAAGAGUGGGGGAGCGUCAAGCUGCACACAACAGCAACACAGAUACCAAACAGCCAAGUGGCAACAAGGAAAUCCCAAAAUCAACAGCAGCACCAAUCACAAGGCCAGCAGCCACCAGGAGGACCUGUGCAAGUAGGGUGGAACAACCGUCCCAAUGUUGGAAGUGGAGGUUCAUCAUUCAAGAAUCAGAGCCAAAGUACAGGGUGGACCUCUGGUCCUAUCCCACAAAUUUCUGGAGGUGGGGGGGACUCUAUAGAGUCUAGUGGCUGGGAAGAACCCUCUCCUCAGUCCAUUAGCCGCAAAAUGGAAAUUGAUGAUGGCACUUCAGCCUGGGGAGACCCAAACCGGUAUAACAACAAGAAUAUGAAUUUAUGGGACAAGAACAGUGCUGGAUCUAGUCAAAGCCACAGUCAACAGGCCCCACUGUCAUCCAUGCAGCAACACCCACCUAGAAGGCAGCAGGGGAUUCAGCACAGCAGGGAUCCAAACCCUGGACAUGCAGCAGGCUCAGGUAUAUGGGCUGGAGGUUCACAAUCUGUGGACAAUGGCACAGCUGCUUGGGGGCAGGCAUCAGAUGCAACAACAGGUUGGGGUGACACAGAUGACCCAAGCAAAGUCUCUGGAUGGGGAAACCCUUCACCUAAGCCUGUCUCCAAGUCAAUCGAGACCUGGGCUGGAAAGAGUGAGUGCUCUGUGACUGCUUCCCGUCACCCAAGCUGGGAUGAGGAAGAUGACUGUGGUGGAGGAGUCUGGAACAGUACAGGCUCCCAGGGAAGCAGCUCCUCCUUUAACUCUGGAGGUUGGGGUCAUGGGACAAAGAGGGGCAACAUGAAGAGUGGAGGUGGAGACAACUGGAUGAACCCAGUAUCACGCCAAUUUUCAAAUAUGGGUCUCCUGGGUGAUGAUUCAGUUCUUGACAAGAAAAUGGAAGGAGAAAAGAGAGGGUUAAAUGACUACAAUGGAGACAUGCGACGGGCAGGAAAAGGUGGAGUGUACCGCAUGCCAGGUUCCAAAGAAAUGGGUCCUGUUGAUAUGGGGUCCUAUGGUGAAAAGAUGAGUGGCCACGGACUGUUCACUGGUAGUGGUGGAGGCAUACCUCAACCUCGAGGGAUACACCAGCCUGGCUUGCAUCCCAUGAACCCUUCACAGGGUUUGCGUGCUCAAGUGCCUCAUCAGUUCCUGUCUGCACAGGGCCCUGUGCUGAAACAGAUGCCCUCUCCUGGUGGCAGUGUGGUUGGAGGAGUAGGAGGUGUUGGUGGCGUUGGAAGUGUUGGAGGUGUUGGUGGUGGAGUAUUCCCUCCUCAGAUUUCCCCACAGCAGCUAGCAAUGCUCAACAACAUUUACCCCCACAUGCAGCAGUUCCAUCUGGCUUGUCAACUCCUGCUACAGCAGCAGCAACAACAGCAACAGCUCCUGCAGAACCAGCGGAAGUUUCCUCAACCUCAGCCUCUGAGGCAGCAACCAGACCCCCAGCAGCUGGCAAGAAUUAUGGCUAUUCUUCAGCAGCAGAGACAGCAGCAGCAGGGAGGAGCUGGAGGAGCAGCAGCUGGAGUUGGAAGCUCCAAACUAUCUCCAUCCCACCUGGGAGGAAGCAUAGCCAAACAAUCCAUCAUAGACCCCCUUCCACAUCCUGGAAUGGGUGGCACUUUAUCAGACCUUCAUGCCAAAACACAAGGCAUGUACUCUAGUCUUUCUCCUGGUGGAAACCUGUCAAGUUUGGAGCUCAGUCCCAUGAUGGGUGGAAUGGGAGGGAUGAAGGAUGCAGGAGGACAACAGUCCCGCUUCAAAUGGAUGAUGGAAGGACACUCCCAAACUCCUUCUCCCCCUGACACAGCCCUCCACAAGAAUGGCCCUUUGCCCAGUACUAUAAAAAUCAGGGGUGGAUCCCCAUACUCUCAAUAUGAAAUGCUGGGUGGCGAUGAUUUGGUGAUUCCCCCUCAACCCCCUGCAGACAACUGGCACAGGACCCCUGGGAGUAAAAUGGGGACCAAACCUGCAACAUCUAGCUGGCCUCCAGAGUUUCAGCCUGGUGUGCCGUGGAAGGGAAUCCAGAGUAGUGGAGAUCCAGAAUCUGAUCCCUAUAUGACCCCUGGUAGUGUUCUUGCCUCCCCAGGACCCACAAGCCUCAAUGACUCAGACCACCAGUUACUGCGGGACAACAUAGGGCCAAACUCCUCCCUCAACACCUCGCUGCCUUCACCUGGUGCCUGGCCCUACAGUGCCUCAGACAGCCCACUCAGCAAUGCACACAGCACAGGAAAGUACUCUGAGUACAAGCCCAGCUGGCCCCCAGAGCCCAUCGGACAAAACAAACUGUGGAAGACUAAUCGCAACAGUUCUCAGCUGCCACGCCCUCCACCUGGACUAACCAAUCAAAAGCAUGCCUCGGCUUCCCCAUGGAAUAGUGCAGGCGGACGGAUAGCCCGGGGAUGGGGAGGAAUCAACCAAGACCCAAGAUUUGGGCCAGGCUCGGCUUGGAGUGAGGGUGGGACUUCCAAAGGCAGCUGCUGGCUACUGUUGAGAAACCUGACCCCUCAGAUUGAUGGCUCCACACUGAAGACUAUCUGCAUGCAGCAUGGUCCUCUGCUGACCUUCCACCUUGGCCUGACCCAGGGCAGUGCUUUAAUUCGUUACAGCAGCCGGCAGGAAGCAGCCAAGGCUCAGGGUGCACUGCAUAUGUGUGUCCUGGGCAACACCACAAUCCUGGCGGAAUUUGUGAGUGACGAAGAAGUCGCUCACUAUUUUGCACAUUCCCAGGCUGGUGGGGCAGAUGGAGGCAACACAGGUAGAUCAGCAGGUGGUGGGGCCCAGGGUUCAUCUGGAACGGGUGCAGCGGUGGCUGGCAGUGGAGGCAACUCCCCGAGUUGUGAACGAGCAUCAGUGGGGACAAAUUCAGGGGGUGGCGGUGGAGCAGAAAGUGGAACAUCAGUUUUGGGUAGUGUGAGGCCCUCUGGUUCCAGCUGGCAGAGUCUCGAUGGUACAGGCACUUCUUCAGAACCCUCCUCAGGCCAAGGAUCUGGCUUGGGGAUAUUUUCCCAGUGGAGCACUAAUGGGGCGGGCGAAGGAGGAAGAGUUGGGGUCGUAGACUCUGGUAGGUCUGGGCUUUGGGGGGGUGUGACUACAGGGUAUCCCAGCAGCAGUCUGUGGGGGUCACCGCAGAUGGAGGAACGGCACCAAAUGGACAGUCCUGCCGCUUUGUUGCCUGGUGAUCUGCUGGGAGGAGGAGCCGAUUCCAUCUGAUGUACGUGUAGGUUUGAACAUACUGAUACAGCAAACACUGGGAUAAAGUAUGUACUUAAUAUAGCACACACAUACAAAACAAUUUACAUGGUAUGCAUAUUAAUGUACUACAUGUGCAUACAUAUACAUAGUAUGCAUAUUGAUGUGCACACAAGCAGAAAUGUGAGACAUGCUUACACACAUUUUUGUGGCCAGACUUAAGCUAUUAUAUCAACAAAUGCAGGGACUGUUAGAUGCGUAUACAGCCUUUUUCCACAGAUGAAGAUUUCAACUGCUUAGACUUGAACCUGAAAAAGAAUGAAAAGUCAGUUGGUCUGAAAGACUUGACUGGAUUGCAAUGUGCUUAGUGAGUAGGAGACUUUUCAACAGAACUGCAUACACAUGCACACACCAAAUACAGAUGAGCCUUCAGACAGAUGGGCACUGUAGACACAGCGUUACCUUCUUAUCAGAGAACUUAAAACUACUACACGACGUGAUGUUCAAAGUGCAGUUUGUAUUCCAGUCCUCUUUAGAAAAGAGACUGAGUCCAAACACAUGCAAACACGCAGCUCUGAUUGAUAACAGAACUGUAUUUUACUGUGUAUGUUAAGUUUGUUUUUGUUUGUAUGUAUGGUUUUAAGUUUUUGGACAGUGGAAUUAAUGA
Molecule: messenger RNA, 7014 nt
Organism: Thalassophryne amazonica
Lineage: Eukaryota; Metazoa; Chordata; Actinopteri; Batrachoidiformes; Batrachoididae
Product: trinucleotide repeat-containing gene 6B protein-like
Exons: 21
Coding region: 327-6368 (2013 amino acids)
Biological process (GO): miRNA-mediated post-transcriptional gene silencing; positive regulation of nuclear-transcribed mRNA poly(A) tail shortening
Cellular component (GO): nucleoplasm; P-body
Molecular function (GO): nucleic acid binding
Source: RefSeq, a predicted model, not a curated record